AUGCCCCGUCUAGACGGCAAAGUCGCCAUCGUAACCGGAGGAAGUUCCGGCUUCGGCGCGGCGAUAGUGCGCCGCUUCCACCAAGAAGGCGCCCGGGUGAUCAUCGCGGACAUCAACGCCGCGGCCGGGGCGGAGCUGGCAGCCACGGCGCCGACGGCGCUGCAUUUCGAGCGGGUCGACGUGACGGUCGCGGCGGACUGGGCGCGGGCGGUGGCGGUGGCGGUCGAAAAGUUCGGGCGCGUGGAUGUCUUGGUCAAUAAUGCGGGGACGACGUAUCGGAAUAAGCCAACGGUCGAGGUCACCGAGGCGGAGUGGGAGCGGGUGUUCACUGUCAACGUGAAGAGUAUCUUUCUCGGGAGCCAGGUGUUUGUGAAGCGGCUGCUGGAGCAAGGGGGCGGGGGAUCGAUGAUCAAUAUCUCGUCGACCGGGGCGACGAGGCCGCGGCCCGGGUUGGUGUGGUAUAAUGCGUCCAAGGGGGCGGUUUCGAACGCAACCAAAGGUCUCGCGGCCGAGUAUGGUCCGCACAAUAUCCGGGUCAACACCGUCUCGCCAUUGCUGUCGGGGACCGGGUUGUUCUCCUUGUUCACCGGCAUGGACGAUACGCCCGAGAACCGGGACAAGUUCAUCGGGAAUGUGCCCUUGGGACGGCUGACGGAGGUAGACGACGUCGCCAACAUGUGCGUGUAUCUCGCGAGUGACGAGGGGAGCUUCGUCAAUGGGGCGGAGAUGAUAAUCGACGGAGGCAAGUGUAUUUGA
Aspergillus brunneoviolaceus CBS 621.78 is the source of this 756-nucleotide messenger RNA. RefSeq names its product 3-ketoacyl-reductase-like protein. The coding region runs from base 1 to 756 and encodes 251 amino acids. The record is from RefSeq and is a predicted model, not a curated record. NCBI's taxonomy places the organism in Eukaryota, Fungi, Ascomycota, Eurotiomycetes, Eurotiales, Aspergillaceae. The transcript has 4 exons.